GUUCAGGACUCUGAUGAUGACAAACACCAUCGUCCUCCUCCUUUUCCUUGUUGGUCUGGACUCUGUUCUGGGAUCAGUGGUGAACAGAUAUUACCACAUAAUAGAAAGUCACAUGACCUGGGUGGACGCUCAAACAUACUGCAGGAGUUCCGGCUUCAUUGACCUGGCCACUGUCUACAGCCAAACUGAUGCCUUCGAUAUGGACCUGAUGCAUUUUUAUGCCUGGUUGGGCCCGUAUCGGACUGACCCAAAUUCCACCUGGCUCUUUUAUCCUGAAGAUUCAGCUUCUAAUUUCCAAACCUGGGCACCUGGAGAACCACAGGAACACGAUCUGUGUACUGUGGCACAUUACCCCGACAGGCUCGCUUAUGGAACCAGCUGUGACAGUCCUCACUUUGCCUACUGUGAGUACACCACAUACAGUGAAAGACAUGAAAAGCACUACACCGCACUCGCAUUUGUCCCACAGACCAUGACGUGGUCUGAAGCUACAGAGCACUGCACACCUCAUCGUGAGGACUUGUGGACUGACCAUGUGGGAUCCACCUCUGUCCGGGUGGCAAACUUUCCGGUGUGGAUUGGACUGUACCGAGAAGGGGAAACAUGGAGCUGGAGCACCGCGGAAACAGAGUAUAGACACUGGGAUGAUGAGGAGCCCAGUGCCGGCAACUGCGUCACCAUCGCCUCACUGACGAAAAAAAUGAGCACCAAAAACUGCUCAUCCCUGUAUCCUUUCACCUGCUUCAGUGACAACCUGAUCCUGGUGAAGGAGAACAAGACCUGGGAGGAGGCGCUGGAGCACUGUCGCUCAUUCUGGAUGUACCCAUACAACCACUACUACAUCCACUCCGGGUUGGUCAGUGUCCAGCCUGGAGAAGACCACGCCUACAUGAGGCUCAGGGUCAGAGAGGCAACAACAGAGAAGGUGUGGGUUGGUCUGCGUUUCCUGGUGGAUCAGUGGCGGUGGGUGAACGGAGUGGACAUGUUGUUCUCAGACCUUCCUGAAUGUCCCGUUGAGCAGCAGAGAUGUGGAGCUUUGUCCGCAAACUCCAACAGCAGCACUCUGGAGCCCAUGGACUGUCUGGAAACAAACAACUUCCUGUGUUACAUUUAGAUCUGCAGCUGUUUCAAAGAGUCUGUGCACUGUUUGCAUUUCUGAGGCGUAGAACUUCACUGUAGAAAAGUCAUGACUUUAACAGGAGACACUGUCACAGUUCAAAUACGGAGCCUUUAGACGACAGCAAAACAAACCCUGAACUCACUGAAGUAGAAAAGGACCUGGAGACAGAGCUCAUCCUGUUGAGACUGAGCCCAAACCCACCAUGAAAACACAUCGACCUGACGCUGGGAACAGAACUGGCACAGGUUUAAGGGGGUUUUGGACAGAACACAUGGGAGUUUGGGCUGGUUUUGGGUGGAGAAUAAGGACAAUUAUUAUUUUUGCAUCAUAAAUAUUGAGAUAAAUUGUCCCCAUAUUUUCAGAAAUGUGAAAUUUCAACAUUAUAUUUUUCUUUUUCUCCUUUCUUUUAAUCACCGUGGAUGAACUGUGUAAAGUAGUGAGAUGAAUGGUUGAUAAAUAUGCAGCUUUAAUAUUUCAGUUACUGUAAGGUGGCAGUUUAAAUUCUAGAUUGUGUGAUUAUUUCUGUGUCUAUGAACAGUCAAAAUGUCAACAAUAUCACUGUCCAUACAUGAAUAAAGUGUCCU
Molecule: messenger RNA, 1704 nt
Organism: Sphaeramia orbicularis (orbiculate cardinalfish)
Lineage: Eukaryota; Metazoa; Chordata; Actinopteri; Kurtiformes; Apogonidae
Product: putative C-type lectin domain family 20 member A
Exons: 5
Coding region: 14-1114 (366 amino acids)
Source: RefSeq, a predicted model, not a curated record